Peromyscus eremicus (cactus mouse) is the source of this 2151-nucleotide messenger RNA. RefSeq names its product MINDY lysine 48 deubiquitinase 2 (gene Mindy2). The transcript is spliced from 10 exons. Bases 120 to 1982 code for a protein of 620 amino acids. Lineage: Eukaryota; Metazoa; Chordata; Mammalia; Rodentia; Cricetidae. Gene Ontology annotation, cellular component: cell periphery; cytosol. The record is from RefSeq and is a predicted model, not a curated record. Gene Ontology annotation, molecular function: cysteine-type deubiquitinase activity; K48-linked deubiquitinase activity; cysteine-type carboxypeptidase activity. Gene Ontology annotation, biological process: protein K48-linked deubiquitination.
CCUGGCCGAGGCCGCGCUAGGGCGCUGGAGCUGCCACUGAGCGGCUGUCAUGGCGUCGGAGGCGCUGGCUGAGGAGAGCCGGCCGCGGUGUCUAUAGGACCAGGGGCGGGCGGCCGGGGAUGGAGAGCGGCCCUGACAACCCGCAGCCUCUGGAACUCGGGGUGGCGGCGGGCCGGGAGUCGCCGCCGGAAGGGCGACGGCACGGCGGGCGCGAGGCUGAGGAUGGUCUCGCAGGACGCGCGGAGGAGAGCGGCGGGCAGGGGGCGGCGGCCGCGCGGAGCAGCCCCGGGGACCCGACGUCCCCCUCCCAGCUCGGCUGCGGCGCGGGCUCCGACUUGAAGGACAGCGCGUCGCCGAGCCCCGCCGCCUCGGAGGCGCCCCCGAGAGGGCAGCACAAGGUGACCGCCUCCCCGGAGCUGGCCGAGGCCGCGGCUGGCCGAGGGUCGGGGCCGGUGGCGGACGCGGGCACCUGCAGGGUGGAGCAGGCGGCCGAGGAGCCCAGCAGCGCCGGCGCCCUGAGCAGCAGCUGCAGCGAGCCGAGCCCCCCUGGGGACUCGCCCAGCCUGGACUCCCUGGAGUCUUUCUCCAACCUGCAUUCUUUCCCCAGUAGCUCUGAGUUCAACAGUGAGGAGGGAGCGGAGACCAGGGUCCCCGAAGACGUGGAGGAGGGCGCGGCGGGGCCGCCCAGGGCUGCACCUCUGUGCAAAGAGGAGGAGGAGGAGGACCCGGCCCAGGUGCUAGCGGCCUCCAAAGAACGCUUUCCCGGACAGUCGGUGUAUCACAUCAAGUGGAUCCAGUGGAAAGAGGAGAACACGCCCAUCAUCACGCAGAAUGAGAAUGGACCCUGCCCUUUGCUGGCCAUCCUCAAUGUUUUGCUUCUGGCCUGGAAGGUGAAACUUCCACCAAUGAUGGAAAUCAUAACUGCGGAGCAGCUGAUGGAAUAUUUAGGGGAUUACAUGCUUGAGGCAAAGCCAAAAGAAAUUUCAGAAAUUCAACGUGUAAAUUAUGAACAGAAUAUGAGUGAUGCUAUGGCGAUCUUGCACAAACUACAGACAGGCCUGGAUGUGAAUGUCAGGUUCACUGGGGUGCGAGUGUUCGAGUACACACCAGAGUGCAUAGUCUUCGAUCUUCUAGAUAUUCCUUUGUAUCAUGGGUGGUUAGUGGACCCUCAGAUUGAUGACAUUGUAAAAGCUGUUGGCAACUGCAGCUACAACCAACUGGUGGAGAAGAUCAUCUCCUGUAAGCAGUCAGACAACAGCCAGUUGGUUAGUGAAGGCUUUGUAGCUGAGCAGUUUCUAAACAAUACAGCCACUCAACUGACGUACCAUGGAUUAUGUGAACUGACUUCAACGGUUCAGGAAGGAGAACUCUGUGUGUUCUUUCGGAAUAAUCAUUUUAGCACCAUGACAAAACACAAGGGUCAACUGUAUUUGUUGGUAACAGACCAGGGAUUUCUUACCGAAGAAAAAGUUGUCUGGGAAAGCCUACACAAUGUAGAUGGUGAUGGAAAUUUCUGUGACUCAGAAUUCCAUCUGCGACCUCCUUCAGAUCCUGAGACUGUGUACAAAGGUCAACAAGACCAAAUAGAUCAGGACUACCUUAUGGCACUGUCACUGCAACAAGAACAGCAGAGCCAAGAUAUCAACUGGGAGCAAAUUCCAGAAGGAAUCAGUGACCUGGAGUUGGCGAAGAAACUCCAGGAGGAGGAGGACAGACGGGCCUCUCAGUACUACCAGGAGCAGGAGCAGGCACAGGUGGCCGUGGCUGCUGCCACCACCUCCACACAGGUCCAGGAUCUCCUGAAACCAAGUACAGAACUCACCAUUCACGAGACUGGGGCAGUGGCUCAGCAGCAGGGCCAGCCAGCACAAGCCUCUCCAUCAAGUGUAAAACAGCCUGGAAAUAGUGAACGGAAACGCAAGGAACCCCGGGAAAAAGACAAAGAGAAAGAAAAGGAAAAAAACAGCUGUGUGAUUUUGUAGGAAGUGUUGGCAUCUGGAAACCACCUAUGCAGAUGACGGAGAGGAAGACCCAGUACCUACCGUCUGUGCCUGAUCUCCCAAGGGAUUUUGCUCUUGUUUUCCAGGGGAAGGUUGUUACUUUGUUACAAUCAACUUUUUAAGUUACACAAUACACUCUUUAUGAGCUGGA